AUGUCCUUCCGCUUAGGAGCUCGGUACCUUGCUCAGGUGCCCCGUCUGGCCGGCUCUGCCGUUACGCGGGUCGCCUUCACCGCUCCCCGCGCUCGCCGUACCGCCCUCCCAGCUCUUGCAGCCCACGCUCGCUUUGUCUCAAGCACACCUCACGGAGAUCCCGGUGUCGACCCAUCUAUCGCUGUCAGGGACAUGACGGACGAGGAAUAUCAUGACGUUGCGGAUGAGGACAUGGACCAGCUUCACGAGGCGCUUGAGGACCUCGUCGAGAACUUCUCCAAGGACUGGGAGGUCGAGUAUAGCCAACCGCCCAACCACCAGAUCUGGGUGUCCUCGCCCGUCUCUGGACCGAGCCGCUAUUCCAUGUCCCCCGACGGCAUCUGGGUCCACCACCGCCGGAAGGGCAUUCAGCUUGGGGCUCUGCUUGAGAAGGAACUUCGAGAGUUCCUCAAGGAGACGGGCGCAGGAGAGGAGUGGGACGGAGUCAGACUCAAGUAG
Trichosporon asahii var. asahii CBS 2479 is the source of this 498-nucleotide messenger RNA. RefSeq lists its product as uncharacterized. Gene Ontology annotation, biological process: iron incorporation into metallo-sulfur cluster; intracellular iron ion homeostasis. Bases 1 to 498 code for a protein of 165 amino acids. Lineage: Eukaryota; Fungi; Basidiomycota; Tremellomycetes; Trichosporonales; Trichosporonaceae. The record is from RefSeq and is a predicted model, not a curated record. Gene Ontology annotation, molecular function: ferroxidase activity; ferric iron binding; iron chaperone activity. The transcript is spliced from 3 exons. Gene Ontology annotation, cellular component: mitochondrion.